This is a messenger RNA of Calliphora vicina (urban bluebottle blowfly), 9397 nucleotides long. It is a transcript of the gene Dad, whose product is annotated as Daughters against dpp. Gene Ontology annotation, cellular component: heteromeric SMAD protein complex. The record is from RefSeq and is a predicted model, not a curated record. The coding region runs from base 999 to 2903 and encodes 634 amino acids. Gene Ontology annotation, molecular function: I-SMAD binding; transcription regulator inhibitor activity. NCBI's taxonomy places the organism in Eukaryota, Metazoa, Arthropoda, Insecta, Diptera, Calliphoridae. Gene Ontology annotation, biological process: transforming growth factor beta receptor signaling pathway; regulation of transcription by RNA polymerase II; SMAD protein signal transduction. The transcript is spliced from 8 exons.
AACUAGUCCGCACAACACGUUGGCGUAUAAGUGAUAAAGCAAAAUAAAAUUUAAAAAAAUAUCAUAGAAUUUAUUUAUUUUUUAUAUUUUUAUAAAAAAUCUGCUGACACACAACUAAACGGUAUCAACGUGUAUGUGUGUGUGUGUGUCUGUAUAUAUAUAAUAUUAUAUUAUCAACAACAACCAGAAAGAAAAACAACCAAAAAAGUCUGAAGAAUAUUAGAUACAAAAUAAAAUAAAACAACAUAAACCAAAAAAAUAAACAAAAAAUAAUAAUAAAUAACGAAAAAUUUCAAAAAAACAACAGCAAGAUAAAUCAAAUUUUGAACGUCGUUGAAAAUAAUUUGAAUAUAAUUUCAAUAGCAACGCAAACAUAUCAAUUAUACUACAAUAAAUAAAUAAAUAGAAAUAAUUACAAAGCAUCAUACAUAAUCAACAGUUCUCUAAGAACGUCUUAAAUAAUUCCUCUAUUUUGAUUUAAGUAAAACAAAUUAAUAAUCAUAAUCAUUAGUUAUAAAUUAUUAAAUAAAUCAAAGCGAAAUCUAACGUAUCAAUUAAAUAAAACAACAACAACAACAACCAAAAAAACAAAAAUUAUAAUACUUCCUUAAUUCAAUUGAAACUAAAUCAAUUAAUUUGGAUAAGCAACAGCAAGCACAGGCGAUCAAUAAAAAGCUGCAUUAUAAAUAAAUCAUAUCAUUAAGCUUUUUGAAAAGUAUUGUUCGUGAGUAUUAAUCGUGAAAAGUGUAAGGUUUAUCUUGUAACUCCGAUAAAUAUCCCAACGAUAUUGCCGUUUUCAUUUGUGAUAGUUUGUGUAUGUGUCUGUGAAUAAGAAAAGAGGUGAGAUAAAGUUACACUGCAACGUUAAAAGAGGAAGUAAAAAGUAAGCGCUCAAAAAUUGAGGUCGGUUAACAGGUGACCUUGUACGAAAACAUCAGUUAAAGCGAAUAAUGCAAAUAGGAUAAGAUCGAUGUUACCACUACAUUUAAUGUCUCUCCAUGAAAUUUCAAAGCGAGAAGAAAGAACUAUGGCGUUAUGCGUCAAAAAACUUAACAGCACCUGUCCGUGGGACGACCAGACAGCAACCACUGCCGCAUCGCCUUCCACAUCAACGCCACCCUCAGCCUCGGGAACUUGGGGCCAUGAUGACACAAUCUCCUCAGGCAACGUUAUUGGGCUGUGGCGACGGCUAUGGCGAGAGCUCAACUUCGUCGACGACUACGAGCAUGAGCAUGCUACGUCAGGAAAAUGUCAGUACCCCACCGCCGCCCUACAGUUCUGUGCCCGAGCUGGAUUGCUCCUCGAUGGCGACACAGCAGGAUUAUCGUCUGACAUUUCGUCAGCAUCAGACGUAUCCCACAGACGGAGAAACGGAAACAUCUGUCUCGGCGACAGACUCCGAUACGGCCUACAGUCGAAAGCAAGCACCAUCCAGCAGAGAUGGUUGCAAUUACGUAAAUGCUGGCGACAUAAUGCUCGUCGACGAUUACGAAAAAUUGAACGAGACCAGCUCGUCCAGCAGUUACCAGUUAACAGCGGAACUGCAGAAGAAAGCUCGCCGUAUGUCUCCCCAACCAAAUAUCCCAACAAAUCCCCAAGUAGUUGCGACAUCAGCAACUACAACGACCGCAUCUUCCACGACAUCGUUUGCCGCUACCGCCGCCAAGAUUCUAAGGAAUUGUUGUGGCGGCACUUUCGGCUCUUCGAAUUCCGUAACAACUACACCUUCCAACACGAUUGCCAGCACCAACAACAACAACAACAAUACCUGCAACAAACUAAACUACGAACACUCCACAAGUGGUGUAGAUCAUUCGGCCACCAGCCACAACUAUCCACCCGAACAAUAUUUCAACACCCUAAUGAAACAACUCAAGGGCAGUCAAAUUUCGUCACUGCUAAAAGCAGUCAAAUCCCGACACGACCAAGUCAUCCCCAUCAUGCCACCAGCAACCUCCACCACCUCGUCUCAGCGCUGUUGUGUGGCCAACUACCAGACAAAUUGUAUACUAAUACGACGUGCCGAUAUUCUCGGCGAAGAACCUUAUGUGAUAGCAUGUCGCCUAUUUUUUUGGCGAGAUCUGAAAAACGCCUCCCAACUAAAACGUUUGCCCGUGUGUCCGAACGAACGCGACACAGUGUAUGUAUGUUGCAAUCCAUUACACUGGUGUCGCAUUCUCGAAACAGAAACUGCUCCACUUCCAUAUCAAAGUCAAAGGAUGAAUCAUUUCGAAGGCGAAAAUUCACAAAAUGGAAUAAACUCAUCAUCAUUCGGAAGCACAGACCCAGAAAACAUUCGACAAAAGUAUUCCGAUCUACGAGCACGAGUUUCCGAAUCAGUAACCACUGACGGUGAAGAUCGUCGUUGUUCACCAAAUUGGUGUGAAGUUGCCUAUUGGGAAAUGGCACAGCGGGUGGGUGAACGUUAUCCAGCUGAUACACCAACAAUAAAUAUAUUUUCUGAUAAGCCAAAUGCAUCUACUGGUGACCAUAAAGAUGGGAUGUGUCUCAAGGAAUUAAUCGAGAAACGUACAACACCGUCGCCGGACGAUGUACAGUACACACGACAAAAAAUUGGCUUAGGUGUGACUCUAAGUCAAGAAUUGGAUGGUGUGUGGCUGUAUAAUCGUUCGACAGUGCCCAUAUUUGUGUACUCGCCCACCUUGACCGAAAGUUGGUAUCGUGUCUGUCGCGUUGAACCCGGAGACUGUCUGAGAGCCUUUGACAAGUACAGGGCUCAAACCUUGGUACAUCCUGGCCAAUUUACAGGCGUACAAACCGGACCAAUCGACAAAUAUAGCAUGCGCAUCAGUUUUGGCAAAGGCUGGGGUUGUUCCUACAAACGGCCCGAUAUAACGCUCUGCCCCUGUUGGCUGGAGGUGCUUUUCAAACCUCAACGGUGACAGGCAUUGCAACUGUUAAACGGUGUAAAAUCUGUACCAUUGGAACAAACAGCAAGAUGGGAUAGUAAAAACCGUCCAGCAGUGACUUCCAAUAGUAAAUCGGCAGUAAUGAUAGAAAUAAUCAAUAAAGCAAAAUUGCAACAACGACAACGAGUGAAAAGAGAUGACGACAAUGGUCUCUGUCACAGUACCGUCACCAUCGAAACUAAAGCUCGUAAAAAAAAGCAGUGGUCGUCUUCAAUUUUUAUUGGCCAUAAGCAUCCAAUGCACCAGUGUAAGCUGUUCAAGCUCAAACUACAAACCACCCUAGUCAGAGUGAUUAAAUGUCUUCUGCUGGACAAUGUAUCAAUUUCGAGAAAUCAUAAAAUGGCCAUGUGAAUUCAAUAGAUGGGGAACAGAACAGAUAUUGGAUCAACACAAUUUACACGUAUGAUAGAAAUUAAUUUAACAUCAAUAACACAACUACAACUAUAAAGAUAAACUCAAACUCAAGGACUGGAAUUACAAUUUACAUGAAGAUUUUUCGUUUUCGUUAUUGAAAUUAACAUCAACGAUGAUGACACAAUAAGAAACAAACAGAUAUACGAAUACGAAUAGGUAUAAAAAUACAAAAAAUAUAAAGAAAUAAAUAAUUAAUCAAAAUAUUAAUUAAUUAUUUAGUUGUAGACUUUUCUGCAACAAAACGGUUAAACUGUUUUAAAUGGAAAUCCUGUGAUCCAAGUAACAAAAUAAAUUUACAAAAAAAAAAACAAUUAAACUGAUUAACAAUUAAAUUAAUUAACUUAUAUAUUAAGUACAAUUCCACUAAUGAUUCAGCUAAAAUCAAUUGGUCUAUUUGCACUUACAAUACACACGAUGAUUGUAAAACACUCUUACUUACAUAAAUUAUUUAAUUUCAAAAUUUUUACAUCCUAAUCAAUAUCUAUUUAUGUAAUAUAUAUAUAUGUAUGUAUGUUAGUACUUGUAUGUGUGUGUAUGUGUAUUUAUGUAAAUUUAAAUAUUGAUAUUCUGCUGGUCAGAUAUCAAAAUCAUUAUCUGUAACAUAACCUUUUUUUAAAAAUCUACAAUAUUGCCACUUAAAAUGCUAAAAAAAAAGUUGUAACUAACAUUUCAAUAAUUUAAAAAGAGAUGUAAAAAACGUUCUAAAAUAAAAAAUAUAUAUGUAUGUACAUUAAGUGCCAUUUUUUCAAAUAUUAAUAAUAGAUUCGCAGUGUGUUUUCAAUUACAAUUACAUAUUUAUUAAAAUGUUAGUUAGAGCUUUUUGCAUUUUAUUGUUACAGUGAAUACUAUGGUACCGUCAAAUAAUUCCCAAAUGAAAUAAGUCAAUACUGAAAUGAAGUAGUAUACAUACAGUAGAAGACAAAACUGUUCACGAUUAGAUGAAAUUUUAAUUUACAGAUUAUUUCUUGCACAUAACAACUGGUCCCAUAACAUUUUCCUUUUGUAAAUUGUUAAGCACUCUAUUUACUAUUAUCUGGUAUCUCACUCUUAAACUAACCGAACUUUUAUACGUUUUUUGAAUCACAUCUGAACGAAGUCAUAUGUGAACAGUAUUGUCCCCCAAUAGAUUUUGUGAAAAAAUUAUAUUAAAUUCUGAUAUUAAAAGAAGAAAAUUAAGUAAAUAUAAUCCUUUUAAUUUCUUUAUUACAAGAAAACACAAAAUAAAGCACUUCAAUAAAAUUUCAGUUACUUUACAAUGGAUAAAGCUAUAAAUUCAGUUUUGAAGAAAAACAUCCAAGAAGAUAUACAAAAUUGAGUUUCGUAGCAAUUAAUUGCUAAAAAAAAUACAAAGUUUCUAUCGGAUUUUACAAUAAAAUAAAAAAAUAAAUUAAUUUAAAAGUCCCACGAAAUUGUGGUUGUCGUCGAGCCACAAAUACUGCAGUUUCCACUGCAAUUAGAUUAAUAAAGUGCUUAGACAACAAUUCGAAUAUGUCUUAAAAAUAGCAAGAGCGAUUAUAAAAAAAAAAUGUUAAGUCAAAUCAUAGUAAGGAUCGAUUAAAGUUCGUUAAAUCGUACGAAAACUUCACCAUUGACGAUUAGUAACAAGUUAGUUGGUCUGAUGAAACUAAAAUUAAUCGGGUGGUGUCAGAUAGACAUGGGUUGUUAAACGCGUUGAGGUACAACAUCGCAACAUAUGUCAAACUAUGAAAUUUUAGGGGUGGAUCAAUCAUGGUUUGCUGAUGUUUUCAUGGCAAUGAGCCCGGUAUACUUCGGCGUAUCAAUGGUAUUAUGAGUGCCACAGACUGUAUUACCAUAUUGGCGGCCUCUUAUCUCCCGAGUCUGGCUAUAUUCGGUGUUGAAAAUGGUCAACAAGAAAUAUUUAUGCAGGACAACGCGAAAAUAACAAAAAAAAAUAACGAAAUCAAACUGCUCUUCCAGGCCACAGAUUUAAACCCUAUCAAGCACCUUUGGACAAUUUUGAAACGGAACAUGUUUGCCGAAAAAGACUCUCCAAGACCUGUAGUUGAAAUGUGGGAGCGAGCUCCUCUAGCAAGGCAAAAUAUAAGCCCAAACAUAUCGUAAAAUCUUGUAAAUAGUAUGCCAGAAUGAAUCAAAGCUCGUGGUGGUCAUACAAAAUAUUUAUUUUAAAAUUAAUCUGUUUUUCAAACAAGGGGCAAAACUGUUUACACCGACUUUUGUUUUAAAAGUAGUAUGUAUAUUGUAUUUAAUCUAAUUUUUAAAUUAAAUUGAUACUCUUUUAAAAAUAAUUAAUAUUUUUCUUAUACAUAGUGAAUAAUAAAAUUCUUCUGUAAUAGAAAAAUUUCGGGACUUUUUGUGAACGGUUUUGUGUUGUACUCUAUGUACGUAUAACACCCUACUUUAAAAAUGAAAUAACUCUCAAAAAAGGACAAACAAUAACUAUUUAUGAAUUUUUCAUAUCGGAUUUCAAUGAAAUUAAACGAGUCAACCUUGAAACUUAUCCACUUAGCCCCAUUAGCAAUAAAAACAUAACUUAACGUUAGGUCUUAAUUUCAAUAAUUCUCAGUUAUAAAAUUAUCCAAUAUAAAUUGUAUAGUUAACACUUUACUACCAAAUAAUUGUAGCAAAAUCAAUGUGACACAUUUCAGUGUCAAAAUUAAAUAUUAAGACAUAGUUAGUGAGAGCUUAAAGUUAAGGUUUUAUUGUUAAUGAGGGUUAAAGUCUAAAAAUCAUAUACACUGAUGGACAAAAGUCACCGCCAUUUCCCUGUAGAAUGUUUAAAGGACUACCACGUUAUAAAUAUAAUUGAAACACAAAAUUUUAUUUUUUCAACAAAAACAAUAAUUCAUUUUUAUUAUACUUCAGUUAAAACAAGUCUUUUUAAAUUAACCUAAUUUACAAAUACGUAGCGUGGCGGUCCUUUACACAUCCUAAAGGGGAAAUGGCGGUGAAUUUUGUCCAUCAGUGUACAUAUGUCAAAAAAAAUAAAAAAUUCAAUUAAAUUUAAAAAUUGUCUAAUCCACAUUUCAAAAUGUUCACUAAAAUGUUUUUGUUUUUAAACCUUAUUUGCAUUUAAAUAAAACAUAUAUCGAGUUAACUAUUGUUAUUUUGAUUGAUUAUCAUAGAUAACUAUAGAAUCACUAUAGAAUAAAUACACAGAAGGUUAGGAGAGAGAAAAAAUUAUACAAAAUGUUUCUCUUUUCAAACAUAUGGGCAAAUCAGCGUUGUCAAAUUUUCAAAGCACUGAACUCAAGACAAAUUUAUUGAAUUCUAAAUUUCUAACUAAUGAAAUUUAAAAGUUGACGAUUUCAUACAUACAUAUGUACAUUAGGGAUAUAACUAAUUUUGGCGAAAUGUUUGGCAUACCAUCACGUGAUGGUCAAUGUUGUAUAAGCAAUGAAAAUCAUUUUUUAGGUCAUUUGGAAUCAAAAACAUCACGCACCAACACAAAUUUUUAAAAUAAACUAAAUAUAAAACAUUUCAAAACAAAAAUAUUUAAUAAAAAAAACUGUGCUAUGCUAUCCAAAUUUGCAAAAAAAGUCAAGAGUUAUAUCCCUAAUGUACAUACACACAGCCUUAAAAGUGAGUAAACACUAUAAAGUAUGAUUUUUUUUAAGAUAAUGAAAAACCUAAAAUCGAUCCAUCGAUUAAAAUUUAAAAGUUCCGGUUUGUUUGAGAAUGGGACUAUAAUAAUUUUAAUGAUCUUAAAAUAAAAUCGAUCCAUCGAUUAAAAUUUAAAAGUUCCGGUUUGUUUGAGAAUGGGACUAUAAUAAUUUUAAUGAUCUUAAAAUAAUCAAAAAAUUCACUGGUGUUUCAGGCUUUAUGUACAUGUUGAAUAAAUUUCUGGUAAUUAAUUCACCUUGGUUUUUAAAUCUGCGGAUCUUAAGCCAUCAGUUAUGGAUAUUGUUAGAAUGUUUAAUCUGUUUAAUCACUCCAGUUUGACUACAGAAAACCUCACUUAAAAUAGACAAUAAAUGCAAUAUUUUUCUCAAAAAGACAAUUUGGUUGUGUCGGUGUUACCUACAUUAUGUGUUAUAAAUUUAAAAAUUUUAAUUAUUUCUUUUUUUAAAUAUUGUUUUUUAUUUAAUUUAUAAAAAUUGAUCAUAUACGAACAUUAUAAUAUUUUAUGUUGAUAUGCAUCAUUUUCUGUUCCAAAUAAAAAAACUCUCUACCUAAAAUAUUUAUGAUCUGUUUCAAUUUGUAUAAUUUUUCUAGUCAUUCAAGUGACAUUAACAUUAAUAUCAAGUUGAUGAUCAUUGUUAAACGAAUCUUAUUAUAAUUACAAAAUAUAUACGAUUUGAAAUUUCUGCAAGUCUUUGCAGUGAGACUCACUUGCAUUUCAUUCAAAGCGGAAAUGCAAAAAUGAGAUACAUACUGUCAUUCAUCUGUAAUAGUAAAUAGAAAUAAUAAUUGCAUUCGAACACUGACCAUCCACCGACAAAUCAGUCAAAUACCUCUUACCGAUAUCUUGAAAUGCUUAAUGUCAUAUUGCGAGAAUUAUUGUAUUUAAAUAUUUGAUUUUUUAAUAGUACUAACAAAUUUAAGAGAUUUAUUAGAUUUAAAGGGUUUUUCGGAAUUGCUUCCUACAUGAGAGUUAUGAUACAUUAUGAUCAGACCGUGAUAUUUAUCAGUAGGUAUUUGGGAAUAUUACUAUUUGGGAUCUAUGAAAUUUGAGUUUUUUUCUUUGUGAGGAUAUAAUUCCGACCUAUAGUUUAUAAUACUGACAUCAAAAAAUAUGUUUACUCAGUGAUUCUUAUUCGAUUGGUCUUCUAAAAGGUAUAGAUUAAUAAAUAAUGGAAAACAUUCAUUGGUCGAAAAAAAGAAAUAAAUCAUACGAAAUAUUGGCUUAUUUAUUUAUUAUUUUAAUUUGGUACCAAAUUUAUCAACAAUAGAUAUUUAUUAAAGUACCAAAAAUGCGAUUUUGUAAAUUUUCCCAUAAAAUGUAAAUUAUUCCUAAUUCUAUUUGAUGAACACUUAUUUAAUCAAUUGUUUUAUAGCUUUUUGUAAAUAGCUGAACGUUUUUUUCCUCGUUCAUGUUCUUAUGAAAUGGUCGUAGUGCUCCGAUGUGUUUAAGAUUAUAAGACCUAACGAUAUGAUUAAAUACUAUCAAGUAACUAGCAGCAGCAAGGAUGAACUUUUUUCAUUCCAUUUUAAUUAGUAAACAAACGUCCUAAUGGAUUAAUUUAUAUGAAUUUCAUUUCAUAUAUAAUUAAAGAUUAUUGGCAAAUAAUCCAAAUCCAAAAUAAUUUUAAAUGUGUUGGAUUAACACAUAUACUUCUACGUACACACAAACAUACACAUACAUACAUAUAUACACACACACACGUUUUAAUAUUAAAAUGAUUCUUCAUAUAGAUAUCUAUCUUCAUGUAUAGAUCGUUUCACACAAAUUUAUUUCAUAAUGAAAACAAAAUGUUAAUUGAAUUCAUGAAAUCGUCGAUUCCUGAUAUUAUUAUUAUUAUUAUUUUUAUUUUUAUAAAUAUUAUACCUUAAUAAUAUUGUAGUUUAGUUAACUUUUUGUAUUAUUUUUAUUUAUUAUUGAGAGAACAACAAGAAGUAGAAGAAUAUGAUGAUGAAAAAAACUACAAUUAUUUGUAACUAAAUAAAUACCAUUGAAAAUCAACUAAAUAUAAAUAAAAUUUAUAAAUGAAUACAACUAAAUUAGUUAAAUAAACACGAUCAAUUUCAUACCAGGCUGUAAAGUUUACGGACGACGCAUUUACCCAUAUAAAUUAAAUAGAAGAGACUAUUUGACAACUUUAAAUCCCGGUCAAAGCAGUCGCAUUCAAGCGCCUUAAACUUAAACAAUGGCAACUUUGUGUGAAACGGAUCGUUAAAUUAAAUUCCAAAUUGUAUUUUAAUUGUAAAAUUAUAAACAAAUAUUAAAAAGAGAAUGAAAAUCUAAACAAAUUUCAUGUGAAGUGAAGAAAAAACAAAUGCGAAAGUAAAUUAAACAAAAACUAAAAUAAUCUAAAUGUAUGGCUAUUGUUAAGUUUUAAGAAAUUUUGUACAAUAAAUGAAAUUGAAAACAAAAAAAUAUUUACCAUUAAAAACAAAAUAUAAACACACACAAA